Molecule: messenger RNA, 6593 nt
Organism: Myotis daubentonii (Daubenton's bat)
Lineage: Eukaryota; Metazoa; Chordata; Mammalia; Chiroptera; Vespertilionidae
Gene: SYNGAP1
Product: synaptic Ras GTPase activating protein 1
Biological process (GO): negative regulation of Ras protein signal transduction; regulation of GTPase activity
Source: RefSeq, a predicted model, not a curated record
GUAUCAUAGGACCCACAUUUCUGUGUGCAGAUCUCCUAACGCUUGGGUUUUAGAGGCAAAGGGAACUUGGGGACUGGUUCUAGGACAGUUUGCAAUUCUGGAAGCUGACCGUGAAAAUGUAGCUGUGGCCCACCCUUGCUUUGGAAUCUAGAGGGUUAACUGGCCGCUCUUCCGGUCCAACCCCCUCCAGCCUGUAGCUUCUUGUUGCUGUGGAGAUGGUAGCCCCGCCCCUGAUGCAGUACCUGCCCCCCCAUUGGCUGCAGUGGUGACUGGGGCUGAGGGGGGAGCCCAGGCCUGAGCAGCCAUUCUGGAACUGGAGCCGGAGCUUGGCAUCCCCCACUUUCAUUCUCCUCUAGCCCCUCGCCCCCCUAAAUUCCCUGCUAGCAGAGCCCCAGCCUCCCUCCUCCGAGCUGCCACCUCUCUCAGACUCUUGGCAGUCCCAAGCUUCAUCUGCAGUCACCUCCUCUCCUCCUCGUCUCCCUACCCUCACUUGGGAGUCCCCCAGCCCCCACUGCCCCUUUCCCCACUCCCUGGCAUUCUUCCCUUCCCCUCUCCCUCCUUCCCCUCUGAGGCCCUGCCACUGCAGUGCACGUGGCACCAGCCCCUCCUCCCCUCCCCCUACCUGGCCCUUCCUGGAAUUUUCUGUCCCCAGGAUUCUCCCCUGGCCACUCCUCUCGGGUCUCUCCCAAGACUCCCCCCUCCAGUCCAGGGAGGGGGUCAUAGGAGGCAGCCCAGGCCCUCCUGACCGACUGGGCUUCCAGCAGGAGGGGGGCAGGCGGGCGAUGUACCCAGCCGAGGGAAGGGGAAAGCUCGCCUAUGGGCAAUGACCUUAGCCCAGCUUCCCCCCGCAGCUAGCCUCCUCCUGGGGGGGUGGGCACCAAGGACCUGUCUUCUGUGGAGCUGUGUCCUUUAUUUUGGGGGUUUCACUGACCCUCUCAGCCAUGCCCCUCGGCUGAUUGCCAGCCCCAGUCAUGGGCCUCAGGCCUCCCACUCCGUCCCCCUCGGGGGGCUCCGGGUCGGGUUCCUUGCCCCCUUCUUCCCGCCGCCAGCCUCUCCGCCGCCGCUGCUCUUCCUGCUGCUUCCCGGGGGAGUACCACCUGGGUCGCUCGAGGAGGAAGAGUGUCCCCGGGGGGAAGCAGUACAGCAUGGAGGCCGCCCCCGCUGCGCCCUUCCGGCCCUCGCAAGGCUUCCUGAGCCGGAGGCUAAAAAGCUCCAUCAAACGCACGAAGUCCCAGCCCAAACUUGACCGGACCAGCAGCUUUCGCCAGAUCCUGCCUCGCUUCCGAAGUGCUGACCAUGACCGGGCCCGGCUGAUGCAGAGCUUUAAGGAGUCACAUUCUCACGAGUCCUUGCUGAGUCCUAGCAGUGCCGCCGAGGCCUUAGAGCUCAACUUGGAUGAGGAUUCCAUUAUCAAGCCGGUGCACAGCUCCAUCCUGGGCCAGGAGUUCUGUUUUGAGGUAACAACGUCAUCAGGAACAAAAUGUUUUGCCUGUCGUUCUGCGGCCGAAAGGGACAAAUGGAUCGAGAAUCUCCAGAGAGCAGUAAAACCCAACAAGGACAACAGCCGCCGGGUGGACAAUGUGUUGAAGCUGUGGAUCAUAGAGGCCCGGGAGCUGCCCCCCAAGAAGCGGUACUACUGUGAGCUCUGCCUGGACGACAUGCUGUACGCGCGCACCACCUCCAAGCCCCGCUCGGCGUCGGGGGACACCGUCUUCUGGGGCGAGCACUUCGAGUUUAACAACCUGCCAGCUGUCCGUGCCCUGCGGCUGCAUCUGUACCGCGACUCAGACAAAAAGCGCAAGAAGGACAAGGCGGGCUAUGUGGGCCUGGUGACUGUGCCCGUGGCCACCCUGGCUGGGCGCCACUUCACAGAGCAGUGGUACCCCGUAACCCUGCCGACAGGCAGUGGGGGCUCUGGGGGCAUGGGGGGCUCAGGAGGGGGCGGAGGCUCGGGGGGUGGUUCAGGGGGCAAGGGCAAAGGAGGUUGCCCGGCUGUGCGGCUGAAAGCACGUUACCAGACGAUGAGCAUCCUGCCCAUGGAGCUGUAUAAGGAGUUUGCAGAGUAUGUUACCAACCAUUACCGGAUGCUGUGUGCAGUCCUGGAGCCCGCCCUGAAUGUCAAGGGCAAGGAGGAGGUCGCCAGUGCCCUGGUCCACAUCCUGCAGAGUACGGGCAAGGCCAAGGACUUCCUUUCAGACAUGGCCAUGUCUGAGGUGGACAGGUUCAUGGAACGGGAGCACCUCAUAUUCCGCGAGAACACGCUCGCCACUAAAGCCAUAGAAGAGUACAUGAGACUGAUUGGUCAGAAAUACCUCAAGGAUGCCAUUGGGGAAUUUAUCCGAGCUCUGUAUGAGUCUGAGGAGAACUGCGAGGUGGACCCCAUCAAGUGCACGGCGUCCAGUCUGGCAGAGCACCAGGCCAACCUGCGAAUGUGCUGUGAGUUGGCCCUGUGCAAGGUGGUCAACUCCCAUUGCGUGUUCCCGAGGGAGCUGAAGGAGGUGUUUGCAUCUUGGCGACUGCGCUGCGCAGAGCGGGGUCGGGAGGACAUCGCUGACCGGCUGAUUAGCGCCUCUCUCUUCCUGCGCUUCCUCUGCCCCGCCAUCAUGUCGCCCAGUCUCUUCGGGCUCAUGCAGGAGUAUCCAGAUGAGCAGACCUCACGAACCCUCACCCUCAUCGCCAAGGUCAUCCAGAACCUGGCCAACUUUUCCAAGUUUACCUCAAAGGAGGACUUUCUGGGGUUCAUGAACGAGUUUUUGGAGCUGGAAUGGGGUUCCAUGCAGCAGUUCCUGUAUGAGAUCUCCAACCUGGACACACUGACCAACAGCAGUAGCUUUGAGGGCUACAUCGACUUGGGCCGAGAGCUCUCCACACUGCAUGCCCUGCUCUGGGAGGUGCUGCCCCAGCUCAGCAAGGAAGCCCUCCUGAAGCUGGGCCCACUGCCCCGGCUCCUCAAUGACAUCAGCACAGCUCUGAGGAACCCCAAUAUCCAAAGGCAGCCGAGCCGCCAGAGCGAGCGGCCGCGGCCUCAGCCCGUGGUGCUGCGGGGCCCGUCGGCCGAGAUGCAGGGCUACAUGAUGCGGGACCUCAACAGCUCCAUCGACCUUCAGUCCUUCAUGGCGCGAGGCCUCAACAGCUCUAUGGACAUGGCUCGUCUCCCCUCCCCAACCAAGGAAAAGCCGCCCCCACCACCGCCUGGUGGGGGGAAAGACCUGUUCUACGUGAGCCGCCCGCCCCUGGCCCGGUCCUCGCCAGCGUACUGCACGAGCAGCUCAGACAUCACAGAGCCGGAGCAGAAGAUGCUGAGUGUCAACAAGAGCGUGUCCAUGCUGGAUCUGCAGGGGGACGGGCCCGGGGGCCGCCUCAACAGCAGCAGCGUGUCCAACCUGGCGGCUGUCGGGGACCUGCUGCACUCCAGCCAGGCCUCCCUGACCGCCGCCCUGGGGCUGCGGCCUGCCCCUGCCGGGCGCCUCUCCCAGGGCAGCGGCUCGUCCAUCACCGCGGCUGGCAUGCGCCUCAGCCAGAUGGGUGUCACCACGGACGGUGUUCCUGCCCAGCAACUGCGCAUCCCCCUCUCCUUCCAGAACCCUCUCUUCCACAUGGCUGCUGAUGGGCCAGGCCCCCCAGGGGGCCACGGAGGGGGCGGUGGCCACGCUCCACCUUCUUCCCAUCACCACCACCACCACCAUCACCACCACCGAGGUGGAGAGCCCCCAGGGGACACCUUCGCCCCAUUCCAUGGCUAUAGCAAGAGCGAGGACCUCUCCUCGGGGGUCCCCAAGCCCCCUGCCGCCUCCAUCCUUCACAGUCACAGCUACAGUGACGAGUUCGGACCCUCCGGUACUGACUUCACCCGUCGGCAGCUCUCACUACAGGACAACCUGCAGCACAUGCUGUCCCCUCCCCAGAUCACCAUUGGUCCCCAGAGGCCUGCCCCCUCAGGGCCCGGAGGUGGGAGCGGCGGAGGGGGCAGUGGCGGGGGUGGCGGGGGCCAGCCGCCCCCAUUGCAGAGGGGCAAGUCUCAGCAGUUGACAGUCAGCGCUGCCCAGAAACCGCGGCCAUCCAGCGGGAAUCUAUUACAGUCGCCGGAGCCGAGCUACGGCCCUGCCCGUCCACGGCAACAGAGCCUCAGCAAGGAGGGCAGCAUUGGGGGCAGCGGGGGCAGCGGUGGCGGAGGGGGUGGGGGGCUCAAGCCCUCCAUCACCAAGCAGCAUUCUCAGACGCCAUCCACGCUGAACCCCACCAUGCCAGCCUCUGAGCGGACGGUGGCCUGGGUCUCCAACAUGCCACACCUGUCGGCUGACAUCGAGAGUGCCCACAUCGAGCGGGAGGAGUACAAGCUCAAGGAGUACUCCAAGUCGAUGGAUGAGAGCCGGCUGGACAGGGUGAAGGAGUACGAGGAGGAGAUCCACUCCCUGAAGGAGCGGCUGCACAUGUCCAACCGGAAGCUGGAAGAGUAUGAGCGGAGACUGCUGUCCCAGGAAGAGCAGACCAGCAAAAUCCUGAUGCAGUAUCAGGCCCGGCUGGAGCAGAGCGAGAAGAGGCUGAGGCAGCAGCAGGUGGAGAAGGACUCGCAGAUCAAGAGCAUCAUUGGCAGGCUGAUGCUGGUGGAGGAGGAGCUGCGCCGGGACCACCCCACCAUGGCUGAGCCGCUGCCCGAGCCCAAGAAGAGGCUGCUCGACGCUCAGGAGAGGCAGCUUCCCCCCCUGGGUCCAACAAACCCGCGUGUGACGCUGGCCCCACCUUGGAACGGCCUGGCCCCCCCAGUCCCGCCCCCCCCACCCCGGCUGCAGAUCACCGAGAACGGCGAGUUCCGAAACACCGCAGACCACUAGCCCACCCAGCAUCACAGACCUCCUUGCCCAUCACCCCACCUCGGACAGCACCGACCACCGGGACUGGACUUCGCCGAAGGACAGCGGGACUGCCUCCCUGAAUGCUUCCUGGGGGCACCAGUCCCCCACCCCCACUGCACCGUUUCCAGGAGGGAGAGGGGGGACCCUUAGCUGCCCCUCUUUCCUUCCUGUUGGGGUGCUGCCCCCUGUGAUCCCCGAGGACCCUUGCCCCAGGACACCACCUACCCCACACUGACCCCUUCACUCCGGGGUGCUAUCCCCAUCCUCUGCCUCAUCGUUCCCCUGAGCACUGGGGGACAGACCCUCGCCCCCACCCUGGGGGUGUGGCACCUCCAAACUUUCAACUUCAGGGUGAUUUUUUAGCAGUAACCAGAGCUGACAAUCUAACUCCCCUCCAUUGCCCCAUUUUGGCCUCCCCUGUCCCCCUUGUUAUGGGGAGGGGACCCCGGGUGAGGGGGCCCUACCCCUUGAUUUCUCAGGAGCGUCUGGGGGGGCUCAGCACGCACAAACUCCUUCUCAUCCUACCACUCUUAAAUUUACUCCCUCCCCACCCAGAACCCAGAUGGGGUGGAGGGGCCGCCGGGGCAGGGUGGGGGCGGCAAGGGGGGAAUGGGAGUUGUCUCCCCUUCCUCCCACACCUGAUCUGCUCUUGGCUGGUCCCAGAGCGGGGUGAGGGGGCUGAUGCCCCCCCCUCCCCCAGUGUGUUGGGUGGGGUGGAAUUGAGGUUAGGGUGAGGGGCUAGGGUUUAGGAGGGUGUGUAUGUUGGGGAGGACAGACUAGCUGAUCUGCCCUACCAUGACACACAGCCCCCCCUGCCCCUCCCCUCUCUCUUCAUGGUCUCUACUCCCAGGGGGACGGGGGAACUUACUCUAGGAAAAGCCAUGUCUCUCUCCCCCAGGGUGGGGGGACCUGUGUGGAAGAGGGGUGUUGGGGGCCUCUUUCCAUGACUCUGUCCCCUGGGGGAGGUAGGACAGGGCUGGGCUACCCUCUCUUCUCCCCCGUUCCCAAUCUCCCUCCACCUCCCUCCCUCCCUCCCGCCAGCUCCACAAUUUUUCGGUGUUUCUCUGUACAUAGCUCUCUGGCGGGAUAGGGGAGGUAGGAUGGAUGGGGUUUGGGGUGGGUAGGUCAUGAGAGGGGAGAACCCCCUUCUUGACACCCCUCUUCCUUGACUGCUAUCCCCUACCCAGCCUUGCCCCCUCAUCCCUUCUUGCGUUUGGUAUUGAGACUUCGCAGACUCCACCCUUCUUUCUUUUGUAUGGACAGUUCCCCUUCAGUCCCCUCCCCCUGAUCACAUACACCCAGCCGGGGCCAAAUUUAUACUUAUAUAAAAGUUGUAAAUAUGUGAAAUUUUAUCCCUGUGCCCUUUCCUUGCUUUCCCAACCUCAGACCCUACCUGGGACCCCCCUUUCUCCUCUUAUUUGGCUGUUGUAAUUAUCUGGGGUUUGUACUGUACAUAUCUGGGGUGUGUGUGUGGGGGCUGGGGGCAACCCCUGUGUACAGAGCUUCCUAGCCCCCUCCCCCAUGCUACCCUCCCCACCCACCACCCUAAGGGUAGGGAGAGGCAUCUCCCUACCAGUUUUAUUUUGUUUUCUCAUUUUCCCCUCCUCCCCACCCCCCCUCCCAGCCUUCUCUACCCCUACCGCCGUCCCUUUUUCUCCACUCCCAGCCCCAUUUCCUUUUUUUCUGGAGUGUGUGGUGAAACUGAAAAACCAUGUUUAAUAAACGGAGAUUGUUCUUUUA